AUGGUAGGGGUGUCUGAGCAGAGUUUUACUCUAGUCUGGAGGUUCUCGUCAAGAACGGAUCCUCCUGAUUCCCCUGCAGCGCGAAAAACAAACAACCUGGGACGCAACCUGCGCCUUGAAGAUCAGACAACGAGAUUGAAACCCUUCAACAUGUUCCGAACUCGGGUUGCUCCAGCGGCGAAACGCUGCCUCAGUGCCCGACAGACACAAUCUGCUCUUCACCGCCCGCUGGUCAAUUUCCGCCAGUUUUCCGGCUCGGCAAGUGUUCUUCAGAGCCUUCCGGUGCGAAUCCACGGCCGAGGGACGGGCACCCUGCAAACGAUCGAUGUAGAGGGAAAGCCGUACAAGAUUCAGACCGACACCUACCAGGUUCUGGGCGGAAACGAUUCGGCGCCGUCACCUGUGUCCUACUCACUGGCCAGUCUAGGCUCGUGCACUCAAGUGACGGGGUCUGUGGUUGCCAAGGACCACAACAUCAAGCUUGGUCAAUGGGAUGUUGCGGUAGAGGGCCUGUUGCCCACCGCAGUGCUGGUCAAAGGCGAGCAGGGAAACCCGAACUGGGAGAGGAUCGUUUUGACGGUCAAAGUCCAAACCGACAUCAAGGGAGGCAAUGAUGAUCCGAAGUUCAGGCAUUUCGUCGCUGAGGCAGAACGCCGGUGCCCAAUCACCCAGCUCUUCAUCCGCAGCGGAGUUGCAUUCAGCAGCGAGUGGACAAACGUGCCCCUCUGA
Cladophialophora immunda is the source of this 729-nucleotide messenger RNA. RefSeq lists its product as uncharacterized. The transcript has a single exon. The coding region runs from base 1 to 729 and encodes 242 amino acids. NCBI's taxonomy places the organism in Eukaryota, Fungi, Ascomycota, Eurotiomycetes, Chaetothyriales, Herpotrichiellaceae. The record is from RefSeq and is a predicted model, not a curated record.